GUACACAAUAAAACAGACUGUACGGACCAAGGGUACAAUUGGACAAAUGCAAAAAUCAACUUUGACAACGUUCUGGCUGCAUACCUGGCUCUGUUUCAAGUGGCCACUUACAAAGGUUGGAUUGAAAUUAUGUAUGAUGCAGUCGACUCUACUGAAGUUGGCUUUCAACCCAGAACUGAAGGAAACACCUACUAUUACAUCUAUUUUGUCAUGUUCAUUGUAUUUGGUUCUUUCUUCACACUUAACCUCUUCAUUGGUGUCAUCAUUGAGAAUUUUAACACGCAGAAGAAGAAG
Candidula unifasciata is the source of this 294-nucleotide messenger RNA. The record is from the annotation of a GenBank genome assembly. Lineage: Eukaryota; Metazoa; Mollusca; Gastropoda; Stylommatophora; Geomitridae.